Messenger RNA from Capsella rubella, 1109 nucleotides. RefSeq names its product reticulon-like protein B16. The coding region runs from base 272 to 952 and encodes 226 amino acids. The record is from RefSeq and is a predicted model, not a curated record. NCBI's taxonomy places the organism in Eukaryota, Viridiplantae, Streptophyta, Magnoliopsida, Brassicales, Brassicaceae. The transcript has 5 exons.
GAGGUUGACUAGAAUCGGAGAAUUUUACAAAUGUUGAAAAUAGGAAUCAUCAAUGCAUGUAAAAGCCAAUUCUAUUUGGUUCCUCCUUGAUGAUAACUAAAUCGUUGUCAUUUCAUUCUUCGAUCAAUCUUAGUUACCUUCUUCUGUACCUUAGAGAAUCUGAGAUCGUAGAUUUAAUAAGGCAAGAAAUUUUUAAAUUAGGAGUUGAGGAUCGAAAUUGGCUUCUGCAAAAGUCGGAGGAUUUGGUUGAUUCGGGUAAUAGAAUUGUCCGAUGGACAGUUUAAGUGAAAACGAUGGUGAUUACGAUGGAAGAAAUGAAGGAGGAUCUUCAUCGGAUUAUCGAUUGUUGGGUCGGCAAAUUACGGUUCAUCAGUUCAUGGGCGGUGGCAAAGCUGCUGACUUGCUCUUAUGGAGGAAACGUCAUCUUUCUUUGGGGGUUAUCAUUAUAUCAACUGUAGCUUGGCUUAUAUUCGAGCUUUCCGGGUUGCCUUUCUUAUCUGUUUCAUCAGAUGUCUUACUGAUCGGGAUCAUAAUAUCAUUUGUCAAUGCCCGGGUUUCUGCUUUUAGGAAUAGACAGGUGCAUUCGUUACCAGAGCUUGUUCUGUCAGAGGAAAUGGUGAAUAGUGCUGCAGCUUCUUUCCGUAUAAAACUCAAUCACUUGCUUGUAAUGGCUCAUGAUGUCACUGUCGGCAACGAUUUUCGACUCUUCUUCAAGGUGGUGAUUUGUCUGUGGCUUCUCUCUGCCAUUGGUAGCUAUAUAUCUCUCUGCACUCUUGCUUAUAUCGGGACUAUCCUAUCUGUAACAAUACCGGCUCUGUACAGUAAAUAUCAAAGCAGAGUAGACAAGUGUUGCGGGUCAAUACACAGGCGGUUGUCUCACCACUACAAAUUAGUGGACGAAAAUGUUAUAAGCAGACUCUCGUGGAGCUUAUCCAAGGAUAAAGAUUCAUGAGCUUUACCAACUUUGGUGAUACUGAGAAUGUGUUUUACUUGUUUUUUUGUUUAGUUUUUUAACUUCACUAGUUUGUUUUUCUUGUUAUUUACCAUGUGUAGUAUAACUAAACGCCAUACCCAGAAUGAAUAUAAGAUGGUUUCUUUGUUCACCUUAA